Messenger RNA from Laetiporus sulphureus 93-53, 2334 nucleotides. RefSeq lists its product as uncharacterized. The record is from RefSeq and is a predicted model, not a curated record. Gene Ontology annotation, molecular function: zinc ion binding; transcription cis-regulatory region binding; DNA-binding transcription factor activity, RNA polymerase II-specific. Gene Ontology annotation, biological process: DNA-templated transcription; regulation of DNA-templated transcription. The transcript is spliced from 17 exons. Bases 139 to 2193 code for a protein of 684 amino acids. NCBI's taxonomy places the organism in Eukaryota, Fungi, Basidiomycota, Agaricomycetes, Polyporales, Laetiporaceae. Gene Ontology annotation, cellular component: nucleus.
UUGGCAUACUCUCCUAACCUUUUUUGUCAUCAAGUGAGUAAUGACCCGUCGGCUUGCCGUAAUUUUGAUUCCAUUGCCGAGCACGCAUUGUGAACAAGCUUGAUCACUACCCUGGCCUCCUCCCCCCUCGGACUUCGCAUGCUUUAUCGUGGACUCUGGUCAUCGACUAGAUCAAUCAGCACUAUGUCUCACAACCGGAAACGUGAUAAUGAUAGCGCCCAUAGCGAUGCACAAUUGAGCGGUGAAAGGAGCGAGGGCUCAGGUUGUCCGCCUACACGUAGACCUGCUUGUGUUCAAUGUAAAUCACUGAAGAUCCGCUGUGAGUUCAUUCCGGAGGAGAACACGUGCAUGAGAUGCAAACUCAAUAGCCAUGAAUGCAUUUUGACUGGACGAAAGAAACGACGACCUGCGCCUACUCACGAGGACCUAGUGAGGCGAUCGCAAUUGCAGGAUCAACAGAUACAGACACUUCUGCGCCAGUUGGAUGAAAUGAGAGCUCUGUCGAAAUACCGUCAUCUCAUAACUGAGGCUGAGGUGGAAGCUGCCGCUAUGGUCCCAAUUGACACUGACAGUAUCCAACGAAACGCAACAAUCCUCCGCAGAUCGCCACCAUCUUACGGUGUCGAGUCGGCGGAUGCGUUCACCAUAGGGUGCUCCACAAUGCUUUGCCGGGCUCCAUCCUCGUCCAUAACUACUGGCGUACAUGUUGGUAUCCUGAAAUGCGGCCUGUUUAGUCCCAGUGACAUAGACACGCUGUUUAGUUUCUACUUCAAUAACUUGAAUCCAUCGGUUCCGUUACUGGAUCCUGUUCUGCACACUCCACAACGUGUCUUGUCAAGCUCUCCUUUAUUAUUUACAGUCAUCAUUGCCAUUUCUUCCCGUUUUUGGACUUAUAGGCCAAGGCUGCAUCAUUUAGCUAUGGAAUACGCGUCUGACGCUGCCGCCGAAGCACUGAGAGAAGGCCGUAAAACCAUCGAGACCUGCCAGGCUUAUGUAUUGAUGGCCGUGUUUCCUGGCCCAGUAAAAAAGUGGUCCGAGGGCAGAGGUUCGCUAUUAGCCGGCUUGGCAAGUCGAAUAGCCCAGGAUCUUCAAUUGGACAAGGCACCACCGCCAAGCUGCAGCGAACGGGAAAGACUGAACCGCAUGCGUACCUGGUUGCAAGUGAUCGGCGUUGAUAUGUCGCACUGUAUACAGACCGGAAGAAAAUCCUUGCUAAACGCAAAUGAUUACAUUGCCCGUACGUUCCCGAAGAGCUUCAAGUGGUCCUCGGUCGAUCACUUGUCAGAUAUAUAUCUCUGUGCAUGCAUCGAUAUAGGUACGCUCGUUACCCAGUUUUAUCACGCCAUCGACUCGGAUCAAGCUCAGCAUGGCGCCUCUAUCGCGGCAGUUUUGGACUACGACCAAAAGCUCGCCAAACUGGCUUCUGACUGGAGGCAGCCUACCGCAGAAAUAGCGAAGACGUCUCUUCGGCUUGACGUGAUGGUUCAACUCACGGCAAAUACAUUGCGGAUGGCAAUCCUCGGAGUAGGCAUACACCUUGCGGAGAAACUGGAUGCGUCAUCGUCCUUCGAUGUGUUGGAACGUUCCAUACAAGCGGGCCGUGCGGUCAUCCAUCUUUGUGUCAAGGUUUAUCCCAUCGAGCGGUUUCCUUAUGCGAUCGAGCCUCAGUUUUUCUACUUGACACUGGCGGCCGCAUCUCUCGUGAGGUUGCUCAAGGCUCGAUUCAACAUAGACCCGAUCCUACGCACACACGUCAUCGAGGACGUGGCGAUGCUUAUUGAACACUAUAAACGGGUUGCUCUAGACUCGACUCACGUUCCGGCUGUUCAUGCAAGAUUUCUAACCGCCCUGCUCAAGUCCGUCACCACCUCCACUGCCAACACAGAGACAUCGACAACGGUCGUUGAUCCCUCUACGCGUCACAACGCGCCUUCAAACAACCCAGUUAUGAGUACUUCUCAGGCUGCCCAGCGCCAGGCGCAUGCCGUCGAUAACCUGAUGGCUGGGCAUGGCGCACCGUCUUACGCUUUCCCUCGGCAAGGAUUCGAGUUUUUCUUUGAGCAUUUCGCCUCGGAUAUGUCGACAUUAGACCAGUCCCCGGAUAACUAUUACAACUCCGCGUUUACGCAAGUCGAGAUGGUCGAUCCAGUUUUGUGGCGGGAUAGCCAAUAUCAUACAGGUCCACCAGCCUAACGAUAAGCAGACAUAAUCAGAUCGUGUCCCUCAUCGGUCCGCGAUCCAUGCCAAAUAGGAUUAGCUCAGGGUCAUUAUUUCAAUGGGUAUACUCUUGGGCAGACGCGAUCUGGGACAUUGGCUCUGUAUGAAGAUUUGUAU